Molecule: messenger RNA, 4452 nt
Organism: Macrobrachium nipponense
Lineage: Eukaryota; Metazoa; Arthropoda; Malacostraca; Decapoda; Palaemonidae
Exons: 6
Coding region: 755-3661 (968 amino acids)
Source: RefSeq, a predicted model, not a curated record
ACAUUACUCGAACACGACUGAAGAUCUCUCUGACUCUGUUGCCUGACAUUGCAUGCUGCACUUUGCAUCGAAGGAAGGAAGGUGUGAGGUUGGUCGUGGUGUCCAUCUUCUCUCCUUCCUUUACUAACAAAAAAAAAAAAAAAAAAGAAGUCAAGAAGCAGCUUCGGCGUCUCGGGGUAAUAAUAAUUAUCGGUAUUAUUAACAGCGCUCCUCCUAAAAGCAAGUCACUAGGGAAAUGAUGCCGUACGAUAUUUUGGCUGUCAUUAACUCCGCCCCCUCGGCGCUCUGCCUUCAGAGAAGGUGAGAAGACGUCACUGUAUUUCAUGAUCAGUGUGAAGAUUUGUUUGUGUCAAGUGCAAAAGUCUUUGAUAUUUGAAGAAGGGGAAGAAGAAGAAUCAGUUUUUGUCGCCGGUGAACUGGAGAGAAGAGCAAUGGCUGCAUCGAGCAUGUACCGCCAAGGAGCAAGAAGCCCAUCCCACUAGAAAAGGCGGAAAGGACAGCAUUAGCCCUGGAGAAAGAUCACUGAGGAGGAUCAACACAAGGAAGACGCUCUUUCGUUCUCAAACGGAGUCCAACAUUUUUAGAUGCCAUAUAGAUUGUUUUCGAUAUCUCCUGUGACUCAAAUCAUCACAGAAAUUUCUUCCCCUUGAAAGUAUAGUUAUCUCUUCUUGAAGUCUUUUGCAAGAGAAAAUAUAGACACACAAGCAUAGACACUCUCUGUCUUUUAGCCUCCCAGUAUUGAUAUUUGGAACAUAUGGCUUCCUCAGGAUUAGUUUUUUCUCCAAAUGAUUUGAGAAAUAUAAGACUGAAUUUGUUUGUGAGGAAGUAUGGAAAGAAGGUGGUUCAUUUCAUAUACACUUUCCACUUUCUCCACGGACAACACAAAAGCAUCCGAGAGAUUCUCAUCGACAACCAAGUUCCACUACAACGAAAGAAAAGUCCUUUCAAUGUCCAGGAAAUACAAAAUCUUACAGAUAAACUUCCGGAAGAACUGGACAUCACAGUGAUGAACAAAAUCUGCCAAGCUCUUUGGGAAAAAGGGGUGAAUAACCCUGGUGACGAACUCAGGGUAUUAUUAACAAAAAUCAAAGAUGCGAGGAACUUUGUUAGCCAUGAAGAGCCUUAUUUGUCAGAAUCAGAUUUGGCAAGUAAAGUAAGAGACUUUCAAGCAAUACUCGUGGAAACUCUUGAGAAAACUAGGGCUCUCUUUCCACCUCAUGGUUCUGACAUUGAUCAGCUUAAAGCAGAGAUCCAAGGUGCCGUUCCAGAGCUUCUAGAAAAGAUCCGCGAAAAAUAUGAUCCCUCAAACCCUCGGGAUGUACAAAAGCUUAAAGAGGAAAUAGAAGAGUUUGGGAGUGACUUUUCUGACAUGAUACAAAAAUCCUCUGAAACAGAACUCCUGUCUCGUCAUCAACGCCUCUGUCUGAUUUUGCCUUAUGACUGGCUCGCUCAGUAUGGUACUACAGAUCCAGGUAACAUAAUGGUCUGUUUACAAGUGGAGAAUGAUCAGGAGUUAAAUAGAGGUCCCCAAGGCAAUGAAAGUAUCAUUGUAAAUCAAAAUGAAAUCUUCAACAAAGACAAAAUGGGAAAAGACCCUGAAGUUGUGAUUAUAUCUGGUGAUGCAGGUUCUGGAAAGACCACAAUUCUUUGUUCUUAUGCAGAGGAAUGGUGCAAGAAGACAAUGGAUGUGCCAGAACUCUCUUCCUUCCCAUUUCUACUGUAUUUGCAGUUCAGAAAUCAUGACCACAAUAACUUUGAUGACUAUCUGAAAAGCAUGAUACCGCAAACUGUUGCUCGAUUUCCUUUCGAUCUUGUCAAAUCAGUAGUCCUAAGUUCAAUGUGUUUGGUCUUAUGUGACGGAUAUGAUGAGGCCAACAACAAUUCAAGAAAACUUUUCGAAGAUAUAUUAGCACUUAAUUCAAAUAACAUGAAGUUUGUUGUCACAACACGUCCCGGUAAUACCAUGGGGCUAACAAAUAUUGUGAACAAAGGAAAACGUUCUAGAAUCAACCUCAAAGUUUCAUGUCUUCAGGAAGAGGAUAUAAAAUUGCUCACAGAAAAACUCAUAGGCCACCUGUUGAAAGACGAUAUCACCCAACAGGAGCAAAUGAAAAAAGAGGUGCUCCAGAAAAUAAAAGAAAUGAACACUGGCACUAGAGCCAUCCUGCAAACCCCACUGUAUUUUAACCUGUUCAUUCUCCUUUACAUCGAGUGUCCAGAUUUAAGGGAUGAAAUGAGGACCAGGACAUCAGUCUACUUACAGCUGAGAAGGCACAAGAUCAAGAGAAUCUCCAACAAGACAGGAAUCUCUGUUAAAUCACUGGAGGAAUUUGAUGCACUGUACAGAAAAUGGUCUCUGAAACAUUACAUUGAGGACAAAUAUGAAUGGUCAGAGACAGAUGUAGAAAGCUUUAAGGAGGAGAUUCAUAGGCAACAGGUACCUGUACUUCAAAACUUUGAUGCCAUCAUGUCAUCCUAUUUCUCCAUAAAAAAAGCAAUGAAGCAUCUGGAGAUUGUAAACGUAUACUGCCACAGACACAGAAGUGAGCAGGAAUUUGCAGCUGCAGGCAGUAUCUGUGAUGACAUCAUCGCAUCAAGUGGAAGGCCACAAGGAGGCAACAGUGUUCGAGAUGUGUUGCAUUCUAAUGGGUUGUGGAAUCCCUUAUUAUUUGAGGAUGAAGAUGAAAAUGAUCUAUUCGAGAAAUUUAGAGAAGUCUCUUCCUUCAUACCAGGAAUACUUUACAACACCGAGAGAGAAGUUUUGUAUGAUACCAUAGAUGAGAUUCACGAACUCUUUGUAUCAAAUAGCCUCUCUAGUGAUUUCUAUUAUGGACAUGAUGCUCUCUUGUAUCCAUGUAUUGAAACUAAAUUGGACAGUAAAGUUUUGGAUUCACUUGUGUCACAAAUGAGAAAAACGUCUCUGAAGGACCAAAUAAAAUUCAUAGAACCCAAGAGUCUUUAUGUCCUUCCAUCCUUACUGCCUAAAUUGAGCCCCAUAGAGAUUGAAUUCAGAUUACCCUUAAAUGUACCUAUGAGAGAUCUUUCGGAACUCAGCGAAACUCUGGAGGUUACAAACACACAUCAUAUUCGUGCAGUGAUAAGAAUCUAUAGGCAUCUAAGUGAAUACGUACAACUCUCAGGACAGGAGGAGGUUUUGCAUCCAGUGGAUACAUUAGGAGUGUCCAUUGCGGAUGAUGGAUACCAAGACUUAGUGAGCCUUCGUCCCCUUCCUCUCAUGACUUCAGCAAAGGAAUUUGAGUUAAUAUACAUCACGCAAAAUUCUCUUGUGGAUCGUGUUAACGAAGUCAUAAGCAGGACGUUUCCAACUAACAGGGAAGAAGGCACCACUGAUUUAUCGAUUUACUUAUGGCAAGAUCCUGACAUAAAGUCUAUACUCCAGUCGCUAACUGUUCCGCCUUUAAGGUCAAUAACUAUUGGUGCCCUUCAUGGCCCAAAGAUUGAAGAUGUUGAAUUUGUUAAAGAAAUGAAGACACUGUGUUUGAAGAAGGGAUUUGGAGAACUAAGCAGUAACUUGUGGCCUGAUGGGGAAGAAGAAGAAAAGAAGAGAAAAAUGGAAGAAGAAAAAGAAAGAGAGAAUAAGAGAAGGAGAGAAGAAGAAGGCUCCUCUUCCAGUGAAAGUGAUGUCACAAUGAAGUCUUGAAGACACAUCGCAGGAAGAAACAACUUGACUGCUGCUUCUGAUGAAAGUCUUUUGGUAAAUUUCACCCCAUGUCUCUCUUGUUCCCUUUUGUUCCUUUAGUUUCUUUAUUUUAUGUAUACUCUCUCUCUCUCUCUCUCUCUCUCUCUCUCUCUCUCUCUCUCACACACACACACACACACAGUAAGAGAUAGAGAGAGAGAGAGAGUACAGUACUGUCAAUAUUAAGACCCGUAAUAGUCAUUAUAAUGGAAAGCCCACAGGGGCUCGUCAGCUGCACAUCUAUCUUUCAGUGAAUUCUCCACAGGAAAAACGAGAGAUUAUUCACUGACUCAUUCAAACUUCCGCUGCUGAAUCGGGGAGGAGGAGGAGGAGGAAGAGAAGACCCCAGUGCAGACGACUCCCAUAUCAUAAGUGGCUGGUUAUUCCUGUAUACACUUUUUCGUUUCAAAAACCUCCCCAUCCCCCGUCCCCACCUCUGGCACUUUCUAGACCCUCCUCCCUCCCUCCCUCCCUCCCUCCUUUAGUCCCCCAUAGUUUCUUCAUGACCAAGAAGCCACCUGAAGGAAGCACUCUGGUCCAUCUUUUCUGUGCUUCUGUUCUAAUGCACUUACUGUUGUCCCUGAAAGGAAAGGAAAGAAAAUAUAAUGCUUCUUGCUCUCUAUCUGAUGUAUCAAAGUGUUGUUUUCAAGUGACUGGAUAAAUAAUUAAGCGAUAGACAUUUUUCAAAUGCUAAAUUGUAUUAAUAUUAAGGUUAUAUUCAACAGGGAUCUCUCCUAACAUCAAUGCUGAGA